Messenger RNA from Epinephelus lanceolatus (giant grouper), 1772 nucleotides. Lineage: Eukaryota; Metazoa; Chordata; Actinopteri; Perciformes; Serranidae. The record is from RefSeq and is a predicted model, not a curated record.
UCAGAGGCAGCAGAGGGCUGUGUGACGGUGAAGUACAGCCUGGCAGGUCAUCCCUCUCAGAACCAGCUCCACUUCAAUCUCACGCCUGCAGAGGACACUGGAUUAACAGUCCACAGGUUGGCUGCUAGGACUCUGAUUCGCUCCCUGGAGAUGAAGGAGAAAGACGACAUCGAAGAACAAGAUGAGGGAGUGAGGAAGAGGGUGGUGGAGCUCAGUGUCCAGUCAGGAGUAAGCAGUGUCUUCACUGCCUUCAUUGCUGUCAAUAAAGGCGAUGGCGAAGCAAUUCAAGGACCUCUCGUGCGACGAUAUGUUCCAACACCCAUGUACGCCUCGUUUGGUAUGAUGCCUAUGGCUACCGGUGCAGGCAUUAUGUAUGACGAUUUGGAGUUUGAAGAUGCUCAAGAUGAUAUGGCUAUGAGAUGCGAUGAAGGGUUUGAUGGCAUCAUGGAAUCCGAACAGUAUUGUGUUGAAGAGCCUACUGUCAUCAAGCCCAAGCAGCCUCACAGAGACCCUUUGCUGCAACUGGUCUCCCUCCAGAAGGCGUCUGGCUGCUGGGAGCUGGUUCCAGCUCUGGCUGCUGCACUGGGAAAGACCAGCGAGGAGGUGGAGAGUGCAAAACCUUCAGGAGUGAACCAGGAAGUGUGGGCCACCUUUCUGGCUCUGAUCUGGCUUCAUGGCUCCAAGAUUGAGGCUCAGGAUGAGUGGGAGCUUCUGGCCAUGAAGGCUGCAUCAUGGCUCCGUGCUCAGAAUGCUCCCUAUGCGACAGAGUGUGUGGAAGCUGGAAAUGCUUUGCUGGGUUUCAAUGUGCAGAAAGACGCCCUGGGACUCUGAGGCUUCUCUUCAGGAUUGAAGACGACACAGAAGCAGAUUUACUGCAUCCUUCGACUUUUACAUUGCAUGUUACACUUUGCACUAUCUGCGUUCACAGUAUUCCAUGCCGUAGUAUAUUUGCACUGUCAAGCAGAUAAGCAGGGAAAAGGGAAAUGCUUUGGGGGGUCAUGGAGGCAGAAUCCUAAAUACAAGCAAUAAUAACCAAAUUUAAUUUGUUUUGAACCAAAAUAUUAACCAUUACAUGUUAAAUACAACAAAAAUAAACAUUGCAUUUAUUGUUGCUAUAGUAAAAUGUAGCCUGUUUAAUAAUUAAACACAACCCCUUAUUCAAAUGGUAUGAGCAUUUUUUUGGAUGGAAACGUUGCAGUUAAGGAAAAACUGCAGAUGGCCAACCUCAUGACCUGAGUUUGGAGCUCUUCCGGGUCUUCAUCUGGGUUAUGCGCUCACUGAAUACGCACAGUAGUGUUUCUUAUGCUGCCCGUGCCUGUGAGAUCCCGCUUGGCUCAUAGACUCUAUGUUUAGAUGGUUUCACAUAUUUAAAAAUAAAUAAAUCCAUGAACAAUUUUACAAAUACAAAACCUCCAUGGCUCAAGAAUUCAUAAUAGAGAGAGUCAUAGCUAUUGUUUGUAGUUCAAGUUGUCCUGUCAUGAGUUUUGGAAAUUUCUCCUUUUCAGUGGUGGUUUGUGGUUUUUAGGCAACUUUUUGGGGAUUUUUCUGCUGCAAUACCACAAGCAGCCACUUGGAAAAAUUGGAAGCAAGGCUGAGCAGUGUUCCUGGGGGCCUUUUUGAUAUGAUUGAAGCAGAUUAUUAGGGGGUCCCAGUCAUUUCUGUGUGCAGGCCUGCUGUCAAGACAAAGAACUGUUUUUCUGUCUUUCUGUCCAGUGCUUAGUUUUGGAAGUUUUUUCAUUUAAAAAAAUUAAACUGGAAGUUUGGACCUUAAA